Messenger RNA from Cucurbita pepo subsp. pepo (vegetable marrow), 1274 nucleotides. Its product is annotated as Acyl-CoA N-acyltransferases (NAT) superfamily protein. Lineage: Eukaryota; Viridiplantae; Streptophyta; Magnoliopsida; Cucurbitales; Cucurbitaceae. Gene Ontology annotation, molecular function: acyltransferase activity, transferring groups other than amino-acyl groups. The record is from RefSeq and is a predicted model, not a curated record.
CCUUAUGAUAUUAAGUUUUUUUGUGUUUUAUGGUCCAUGAAUUUUAGUGUUUUUGACUUGAUUAGCAUUAUUCCACGAAUCGAUGUUUAAUUAAUAAUCAGCGAUGACAAUACAAUCGAAUCUUAUCGAUUCCCCUGAAAUUAGCGAGCUCUGCAUUCUAUGGCCAUAGCCUCCUCCUUCUCGUUCCCUUUGGAUCUACACCGCCAUCGUCUUCUUCCGCGCCACUUCAUACACCAUCGAUCUUUUCCCGCUCUGCCCAUUUCUUCGUACCCAUUUCCCCUUUUGCUCAAAACUCAGAAUCAGUUCUUCAAAACCUCAUCAGCUCCGCUUGGUUCAUCGCCCACGACAUUGGAUUCUUCGCUUCUCGAAGACCCACUUCGGACUGGUCGAUUUCUGACCAACGAUGAGUACGAGAGGCUCAAGUUGCUUGGGGAUUUUGAGUAUUUCCAGGAAUUGGAAUCUGGGUCGAUGUGGGUUCGGGUUAUGAGGGAUUGUGAACUUGAUGCCACUGUUGGGUUGCUAGCGGAGUCAUUUGCGGAGUCCAUGUUCUGGCCUUCUGGCUAUAUUUCUUUGCUGAGAUUUUUGGUGAAACAGUAUUUGAUUGAACGAAGGGCCUUGAUGCCCCAUACCGCUACACUUAUUGGGUUUUAUAAAGGCAAAAAUGGGGAAGAAGAGGAGGCUGAAGAGCUGGCCGGCACAGUGGAGGUGUCCUUUGACAAGCGAGGUGCCAAUGCAUCUCCCCCCACUCCUACACCUCCCAAGGAUUCGCCUUACAUAUGCAACAUGACUGUUAAAAAGGAGCUUCGGAGGAGGGGUAUUGGGUGGCAUCUUUUGAAGGCUGGUGAGGAAUUGAUCUCACAAAUGAGUACCUCAAGGGAGGUGUUCCUGCAUUGUAGAAUGAUUGACACAGCUCCUUUCAAUAUGUAUACAAAAGCUGGCUACACCGUUGUGCAGACGGAUACCAUAAUAAGCUUGUUGAUGCUGCAGAGGCGCAAGCACUUGAUGUGCAAGGAGCUUCCUGCCAUCACCAUGCGCAGUCCUGAGUCAGAUGCACCAUUUUCUGUUGAGGAAUGAAUUUUCUAUUUGCAUAGACAAAUUGUUCCACGUUCUGCUGAGGUGAAUAACAUAUUUUUCUUUUUCCUCCGUAAAGCUAAGGUUUGCAACUAAAUUACUCUGUACAUAUUUGUAGAUUAGAUACUGUAACUUCUUUCUUGAUUAUCUUUUGUCAAGAAAAUAUAGUUGUUCAAGUUGGAAUUCAAUCUUUUCCAUCAUUA